Molecule: messenger RNA, 720 nt
Organism: Nakaseomyces glabratus
Lineage: Eukaryota; Fungi; Ascomycota; Saccharomycetes; Saccharomycetales; Saccharomycetaceae
Gene: CAB5
Product: putative dephospho-CoA kinase
Biological process (GO): coenzyme A biosynthetic process
Molecular function (GO): ATP binding; dephospho-CoA kinase activity
Source: RefSeq, a predicted model, not a curated record
AUGCUGAUUUUGGGCUUAACAGGUGGUAUAGCUUGCGGUAAGAGUACUGUAUCUAGGAGACUCAAAGAGCACUACAAGUAUCCGAUAAUCGAUGCUGAUCAGAUAGCCAGAGAUGUUGUAGAACCAGGUCAAAGUGCAUACAAUGAAAUUAUUCAAUAUUUCAAUGAUAAGAUCACUGGGUUGACUGAUGAAGAUGGUAAACUUAAUCGAGCAGCACUCGGGAAAUGGGUGUUUGCGCAUAAGGAUGACCUACAAGUUCUCAAUAAUAUAACACAUCCUGCAAUCAGAAAACGUAUAUUUAAAGACAUACUAUACUACUACGUUAUGGGAUAUAAAGUUUGUGUGCUUGAUGUUCCGCUAUUAUUUGAAUCCCACAUGGAUAACAUAUGCGGAGUAAGUGUUGCAGUGACCAGUACAAUGGCCCAUCAAUUAGAAAGGCUAAUGGUGAGAAAUCCUGAACUUACCAAUGAAGAUGCUCAAAAUAGGAUCAAAUCGCAAAUGUCAAUGGCAGAACGAGUUAAAAGGGCUGAUUAUGUGAUCGAAAAUGAUGGUACAUUGAGCGAUCUUUAUGGUCAGUUGGACAAUUUAAUAUUGAGAAUCGAGCCAACUACAAUACGUACAUUGAUAGAAUAUUUCCCACCUUUAGGAGCAGUUAGCGCAACAGCUGUUUAUCUAACUAAGAGAUGGCGUGCAAAGAAUCAAGUAAAAUCAGAUGUAUAA